This is a messenger RNA of Medicago truncatula (barrel medic), 1774 nucleotides long. RefSeq lists its product as uncharacterized. NCBI's taxonomy places the organism in Eukaryota, Viridiplantae, Streptophyta, Magnoliopsida, Fabales, Fabaceae. Bases 557 to 1636 code for a protein of 359 amino acids. The record is from RefSeq and is a predicted model, not a curated record. The transcript is spliced from 3 exons.
UUGCCGAAAGCUCUUCUAUUAAAUCUUCUAUGUUCUAAAAUAAAGUUCCUUUUCAUUUUAAAAGCUUUAUUUAAAUUGUGUUUGGCCUGCAUUCUCUUUCAAAUUUGUAGAGAAGUAGCUAAUGAGGUCAAACGGUAUUUUCCCAUCAAAAUUCUGUUCAGGUUUAUUUCUAUGUAUAGGAGACAAAAGUGCUACAAAGUCUUCUUCAAACACUUAACCAAUGAACUUGUUUUUUCAUAAGAUAUGGUUAAGAGUUUAUGGAAAAAAACUGAAAAUAGAUUAUGAACAUGCCAUAAGCUAUUUCUGAGUUCUCUAAACAUUUUCAGAAGUAUUUGUGCUAGCGGAUCAAAUGAGUCAAUCUAAACAAAUCUUAGUCUGAAAACCACUGGCAGGUAAAAAGCUAUAACUCUAGAUAAUUAUGUGCAAAUCAAGGUUAAGGUCAUAGGAAGUUUAUCCAUCACCUAACAUCAUAGGGCGAUUGCCAAGGUGUUAAACACUAAAAAGCCAAUAUUAUUUAUUUCUGCUAAGUGGUGAACACUGAAGACAAAUAUUACCAAUGCGAACAAACAUUGGAGGAUCUGAGGAAAUAUAUCAGGAAAUGGUAGAAGAUGAAGUUAAGGGCACUCAUAAAGUUCCUAUUGGACCAAUACACAAACCAAUAGCACAGAAGGCCAAAUCAGACAGUUUGGUCGUGAAGAAAGCACAUGUGGAGAUUCCUGCUCAUAUCAUAGCUGAAGCAAUAUCAACAAUCCGCGGUAUUGGCCUUAGAUGGUCAGGUCCAAUUACACCGAAAGAAAUGGAAUGUGUAAAACAAUAUGUCCUAGCAAAGUAUCCAGAAUAUGCAAAUCUCAUUGAAGGCGAUGGAAGUGGUACAGAUAUGUCCAGUUUUAUGAUCAAUGGGGAGCCUUUAAAAUUACCACUGUCAGAUGAUAGUAGAAAGUCAUUAAGACCAUCUUAUAAUUUUGGAAGCGACCCUCCUGAAAUGGAUAUGACACAGCUAGAGCCAUCAAGACUACUUGAUAUUCUCAAUAAAAAAUCAUCCUUUCCUGGAAGAUUCAUCUCGAUCCCGGAAAUUCAAGCUCAGAAUAAGGUUUUGAAGCAUUGUGGUUUGCCUGAUGCUGAGUAUUUGGUUCUGUUCACUCCAAGUUACAAAGAUACUAUGAUGUUGGUAGGGGAAAGUUACCCUUUUGUUAAAGGAAACUACUGCAUGACUAUACUUGGUGAACAAGAGGAUUAUAUUAAAGAAUUUGCUUUUUAUAAGAAGUCUAAGGUUAUCCCAGCACCAAAGACAUGGCUUGAUUUAAGGAUUAGAGGGUCUCAGCUAAGUCAAAAUUUUAGGAGAUGUAAGAUUAGUCCAAAAGGUUUAUUUGCUUAUGAAGCAGAUGUGAAUGGGAAAAUGCAUUGGAUUUCUGAGGCUCGUAGGAACUAUUGGCAUGUUUUGCUUGAUGCAUCUGCAAUGGUUGUGGGAAAGGAUAGGCUACAUGUUGGACUUCAUAGGCCUGAUUUCUUAGUUUGUUGUCUUGAUAACACAAAUUCCAAUCCUUCAAGAAUCACUUGUCUAUUGAUCAGAAAGAAAAGUUUUGACACCUUCCAAUUCUUCAUCUUAGUAGUUGACAAUGUUCAAUUGGUAUCAUGAAUUCUACAAAAAAGAAAAACUCUGAAUUUUCCAUGUGUACUUUGUUUUAGACUGAAUUUUCCUUGUGAUUUUGGAACGGUUUUUUGUGGCCCGACCAAUUUUCCAUAACAAUUAGUCUGUUUUGCAGUUUUAUAUUAA